Molecule: messenger RNA, 1597 nt
Organism: Pelagomonas calceolata
Lineage: Eukaryota; Pelagophyceae; Pelagomonadales; Pelagomonadaceae
Source: the annotation of a GenBank genome assembly
CGGCUGGGAAACACGGCCUACCGCGGCUCACAGUGCGCUGGCAGAGCCGUAGAAAUAGGCGGCAGUGCUAAGACAUCGCGCCGAUCCGUCCGACGAGCAAUAAUGGCUGCCGCCGAUGCUCCUGAGCAGGGCCGGGCCCCGGAGAGCGCCGCCGCAGCAGCGGCCGCAGCGCCGGCACCGAGCGCUGAUGCCGAGCAAAGCCGCGCCGCAGCGCCGGCCGCAGCAAAAACCGAGGACGCCAAAGGAGUGAUACUCUUCAGCAACUCAAGGAGCGGCGGCGGCAAGGGCAAACAAGUGCUCGACGCCUUAAGCGACAUCAUCGGCAAGGACCGCGUCUUCGAUCUUGGUGAGAACCCCCACCCGGAACAGAUCCUCGCCCAGCCCCACAUCGUAGAAGAAGCGAGGAAUGGCCUGCGAGUCAUCGUUUGUGGGGGAGACGGCACGAUGACCUGGCUCAUGGCCGCUAUUGAUGUGGUGAAAAAUGAGGUCGAAGGCGCGAAGCACUGCCACUACUUGAUCGCGCCGAUGCCGCUGGGUACCGGUAAUGAUCUCGCGCGGUCGCUGAACUGGGGCGGUCAUUUUUCUCGCAAAUGUACUUCUGAAAAGUGGGUCGCUCAGGUGAAAAACGCGGAGCCGAAGCUUUUAGACAGGUGGGCCUGUUCGGUCAUGCCCAACGCCGAGGGCCAGCGAAAUAAAACGGUCCUACAUGUCCCGGAGGUCUUCUCGGUCCACGAGUACUCGGCGCACGUCGACGAGGCCGAGACACAUACGGUGGUGCGGAAGGGCCGGCACCACUCGGCGCGGAUGACCGCGCGCGUGCAGGACCAGCUAAAGGACCACGCGUCCCAGGCGUCUACUCUAGCCUCCGUCGAUGAAGUGGAAGACAGUUUCGACGCCACAGUGAAAGAAACAAAUUUGCCAAUAAGUGAGAGAAGGCCCUCCAUUUCGCAACACGUCAAGCCGAGCGAGACCGUCUUGAAAUUAGGCGGCACGUGGCGGUCCUACGACGGCACGUUCUCGAACUAUUUCAGCAUCGGGCUAGAUGCCGCUGGUGCGUUCGCGUUCCAUGCUGAAAGAAGGAAGAACCCGGCUAGAUUCAGUUCGAGGGCCAAGAACCAGCUGUUAUACGCGUGGCUGGGGAUGAAAGCGACCGGAGGGUGCUGCGGCUGCCAGGGGCCUCCACCUAAACUGAUUGAUGUGACAACGGUCCUCUGCAAGGUCGAGGACACGUGGGAGGAGGUAACGCUCCCGAAGAGUUGUAGGGGGCUGAUUGUCUUGAAUCUGCAGUCGUACGCGGGCGGCCGCAAUUUAUGGGGCAGAGAUAAGGAAACGACAAGCGACGACGGCGUCCUGGAGAUCGUCACGGUCGACGACGUCUUCAGCCUCGGCUGGAAGCUCGUGACGACCAAGGGUUUAGGUGGAAGCUGCCGGCGACUCAUAAGGUGCAAGGAGCUGCGCGUCCGCGCGACCGAAAAGCUCCACAUGCAAAUUGAUGGAGAGCCCUGGGCCCAGCCGCCGGCGACGGUGCACAUCAAGGCGAUCGGCCGGUCGCAGGUCCUCGCGAAGCGUUAGUGUGUUAAGUGAUACUUGAAGUUUA